This is a messenger RNA of Cooperia oncophora, 738 nucleotides long. The record is from the annotation of a GenBank genome assembly. NCBI's taxonomy places the organism in Eukaryota, Metazoa, Nematoda, Chromadorea, Rhabditida, Trichostrongylidae.
UUCAAAGGUACGUGCUGUGAAUGGGAUCCUUUCCUGGAUCGUCUCCCUGAGUGUGCCUACCUUUGCGUGAGGUGUCUACGCGGUCGAAGACCAUGCAUCGAGGAUGUUCAAGCUGCAUGUAAUUUAGCUCCUCAAAAUUCGCUAGAGGUUGCUCUUGUUCGCGAAAUGAUUUCCCGAGGACGUGAAUUAUCUUGUAAUGCGAUGUCGGUACUCUCUUCUAUUGGUGAUGAUGAAGAAUUGAGCGUUGAACUCGAAGAAAGAGCUCAGACUGUCGUGGAGUCUGUGUUAGCAUGUGAAGUGCUCGACAUGGACGUCUUGCCAAAAGUGGUUUCCUUUAUUCAGAAGAAUUGCUCGGAUAUUUUAGCGCAGCAGAAGAGGGCUUGGAUGGAGAUGCGAAAUCGACCUGCACGUUCAUCUCCAUUUCCUUCACUUUUUGUUAAACUGAAACGUGGGAAGCGAAAUUCUGGAAAGCAUUCUGCCAAAGAAGGAGCGAAAACGGUCACGGGUUGUAUAUCAUCAGGACGACGAGCAGUGCUCUGCAGAUACCUGUCUAAAACCGUACGUUUUCAUUUCCGUGAAACCGUGGGAUGGAUAUUGUGCGAAGCUGGCUGCGCUCGUUGGUAUCAUUACGUGUGUAUUGGUAUGACAGCCGAGAGUGCAAAAUCUUUGCCGUCGUAUAUUUGCUACCGUUGCAACAAUACUGUGCAACAAAUUGCACAACAUCCAGUGGCUGUUUGA